Drosophila ficusphila is the source of this 481-nucleotide messenger RNA. Its product is annotated as dynein light chain 1, cytoplasmic. The coding region runs from base 212 to 481 and encodes 89 amino acids. NCBI's taxonomy places the organism in Eukaryota, Metazoa, Arthropoda, Insecta, Diptera, Drosophilidae. The record is from RefSeq and is a predicted model, not a curated record. Gene Ontology annotation, biological process: microtubule-based process; cilium assembly. The transcript has 3 exons. Gene Ontology annotation, molecular function: dynein intermediate chain binding; dynein light intermediate chain binding. Gene Ontology annotation, cellular component: cytoplasmic dynein complex.
AAGCCGUCGCUCAGUUUAUCGUUAGCAAGCAAACCGCCCAGUAGUUACAAGUGACAAGUUCCAGUUGCCGAGCGCCAGGCCGACCUGCUUCCACACUCACAGUUUCCAAUACAAUCCAGGCGACUACGCUUAGCGUUAUAAAGGCAAGCCGACAAAAAAGUCCGACUUUUCGACAAGUUUGAAUUGAGUGAAGUCGUAAACAGCAGCCAAAAUGUCUGAUCGCAAGGCCGUUAUUAAAAAUGCUGACAUGAGCGAGGAGAUGCAGCAGGAUGCCGUCGACUGCGCGACACAGGCCCUUGAGAAGUACAAUAUUGAGAAGGAUAUUGCGGCCUACAUCAAGAAGGAGUUCGACAAAAAAUACAACCCCACAUGGCAUUGCAUUGUGGGCCGCAACUUUGGAUCGUACGUCACCCACGAGACGCGCCAUUUCAUCUAUUUCUAUUUGGGCCAGGUGGCCAUUUUAUUGUUUAAGAGCGGUUAA